Cuscuta epithymum is the source of this 844-nucleotide messenger RNA. The record is from the annotation of a GenBank genome assembly. Lineage: Eukaryota; Viridiplantae; Streptophyta; Magnoliopsida; Solanales; Convolvulaceae.
GAAAUUUAUUGGACCAGGCCCAAUUGUUGUACAAUAAGAGUCUGGAUUCUCCCUUUCUAAACCUACUACAGCCUCUGCGUGGAAACUCCAGCUACAUCUUCGGCCGCCACUCCGUCAUCCUUGUCCGCGACGCCUCCGUCCGCAACUCUCACUCAGUUUCUUUUAGGACAAGAGACAUGAAGUUCAUCGCCGCAUACUUGUUAGCUGUGCUGGGAGGCAAAGCCAGCCCUUCCGCCGGUGACAUCAAGAAAAUCCUUUCCUCUGUGGGUGCUGAGUCUGAUGACAGUAAGCUUGAGUUGCUCUUGUCUCAAGUUGAGGGGAAAGAUAUCACAGAGUUGAUUGCAGCUGGAAGGGAGAAAUUAGCUUCCGUACCAAGUGGUGGUGGUGCUGGUGCUGUGGCAGCUGUUGCUGCUGCACCUUCCAGUGGCGGUGGGGCUGCCCCAGCUGCUGAAGAGAAGAAAAAGGAAGAGAAGGUUGAAGACGAAUCCGAGGAGGAUAUUGGAUUUGAUCUUUUUGGAGGAGAUGAUUAGAUUUGUUUUACUUUUAUAUGUUUGUUUGGAGAAUACUAUCAAAUUUUAGCAUCCCUUCCUGUUUUUUACUCUCUAAUGAAGACUCCUAAAUUUUUUUCUUCCUAUUGUAUUACUACAAUAGGCUGAAUCAUGAACAUGACAUCUCCAUCUUCAUUCCCCUUCUAUUAGAACACCAGAUUGCCAAUUUUACUCGCUUUCUAUUAUCAUAGACAAUAACACAUCUAUGUUGGUUUGACAAUGUAUUAAAAUUAAAUUAAUUGUUUUUGAAAUUUUACUCUUGAUUCAAGUAUUCAGUUGUCUCAGGAGCAAGCCUU